AUGUCGAGCACGGUCAAUGAGAAGACCAAGAAGAAGAUCUUGGAUGCAAGGAUUCCUGCCCUUAUUAGGAAUGGAGUGCAAACUAAGCAGAGAUCGUUUAUCAUUAUGGUUGGUGACAAGUCUAGGGACCAAAUCCCAAACUUACAUUAUCUUAUGAUGAACUCGGACUUGAAGAUGAACAAAUCGAUUCUUUGGGCAUAUAAGAAGAAACUUUUGGGCUUCACCUCACACAGAAAGAAGCGGGAGAAGAAGAUCAAGAAGGAUAUCAAGAGGGGAAGAAGAGAGCCGAAUGAGCUCGAUCCGUUUGAAGCAUUCAUUUCCAACCAGCAGAUCAGGUACGUGUAUUAUAAGGAGACAGAGAAGAUCCUUGGUAAUACGUACGGAAUGCUUAUAUUACAGGACUUUGAGGGAUUAACCCCUAACUUAAUGGCCCGGACGAUUGAAACUGUCGAAGGUGGAGGAGUUAUCGUCAUGCUCUUGAAGUCGAUGUCAUCUUUGAAGCAGCUUUACACGAUGACCAUGGAGGUUCACUCCAGAUAUCGUACCGAGGCACAUAACGAUGUUGUUGCCAGGUUUAACGAGCGAUUUUUGCUGUCUCUUGCUGAUUGCAAGACGUGUCUAGUUGUUGACGAUACUCUUAAUGUUCUUCCUGUCUCCGGGGCUCGGAAUGUUAGAAGACUACCCCCGGCAGAUGAAGAGGAGAUAUCGCCAAAGCAGAAGGAGCUAGCAGACCUAAAGGAGAGCCUUGCCGAUACUCAGCCGGCAGGAUCGUUAGUUUCUCUUUGUAAGACAGUCAACCAAGCAGAGGCCGUUUUAAGAUUUAUCGAUGCGAUAGCGGAAAAGACUUUUAACACCACGGUGACACUUACAGCUGGAAGAGGACGUGGUAAGUCUGCUGCUCUCGGUAUUGCGAUUGCCGCCGCGGUCUCACAGGACUAUUCGAAUAUAUUUGUCACUUCACCUUCACCUGAAAACUUGAAGACGUUGUUUGAGUUCAUCUUCAAGGGAUUCGAUGCCAUGGGCUACGUUGAACACGCCGACUACGAUAUCAUCCAGUCGACCAACCCGUCGUUCCAUAAAUCAAUCGUGAGGGUUGAUGUGAAGAGAUCCACGCACAGACAAACCAUCCAGUACAUUUCACCAACCGACAGCCAGGUAUUGGGCCAGGCCGAGCUCUUAAUCAUCGAUGAGGCUGCAGCAAUCCCUCUUCCUCUUGUGAAAAAGCUCCUUGGCUCGUAUCUCGUGUUCAUGUCAUCCACAAUAAACGGUUACGAGGGUACCGGACGGUCGCUCUCACUCAAGUUGAUCGAUCAAUUGAGGAAGCAGGCCAAGAGUGUUGUCAAGGAUGAUGGGGAGGUGAUAGAAAACCCAUCCACGCGUUUGAUUCCUGGCAACGGCACUUCGUUGGACGUUCGUGCAAGAAAACUUGUGGAGGCUACUUUGAGUGAGCCCAUCAGAUACGCUCCGGGAGACCCAGUGGAGGCAUGGCUUAACAAGCUUCUUUGUCUUGAUGUGAAGGUCGACAAAAAUACAAAGUACGUAACAAGGGGAUGCCCACAUCCAAGCAAGUGCAGUCUUUUCUACAUUAACCGGGACACACUUUUCUCCUAUGAUCCCGUCAGUGAGGCCUUCUUGCAAAAGAUGAUGGCUUUAUUUGUGUCUUCGCACUACAAGAACUCGCCCAACGACCUCCAGUUGAUGUCCGAUGCUCCAGCACACCAGCUAUAUGCACUAUUUGGCCCCGAUGCUGGCAAAGACGGAAGCAUUCCAACUCCGCUUUGUGUCAUCCAGCUUGCCUUGGAGGGCGAGAUCUCAAAGGAGAGUAUCAGAAGAAGUUUGAGCCGCGGUUUGCGUGCUGGAGGUGAUCUGAUUCCAUGGCUAGUCUCGCAACAGUUCCAGGAUGAUGACUUUGCAUCUCUCUCUGGUGCAAGAGUCGUGCGAAUAGCCACACAUCCGGAUUUCCAGAAUAUGGGAUACGGCUCAAGAGCAUUGGAGCUUUUAUCGGACUACUUUGAGGGGAAGUUUGCAGAUAUAAACGAGUCCAAGACGAUUGACGACAGCAAGUAUGCCAUCAAGCGUCUUUCUGAUAGUGAACUCAAGAAAUCAAGCUUGAAGGAUAAGAUUGCUCCAAGAAAGGGCGACGAAUUGCCUCCGUUGUUCAUCAAUCUCUCGCACAAAUCGCCUUAUUAUCUUCACUACAUGGGUGUGUCCUAUGGAUUGACGGGUUCGCUUUUGAAGUUCUGGAAAAGAUCAGGGUACAGUCCGGUCUACCUUAGACAAACAGCCAAUGAUCUUACUGGAGAGCACACAUGCGUAAUGCUGAAGGUUCUUCCUGAAAGAGAGGACAAGUGGUUAAAGGCAUUCAGCAAGGAUUUCCAUAAGAGAUUCCUCAGCUUGCUUUCAUACAAUUUCAAAGCCUUUGACUGCGUGCAGUCGCUAAGUUUGAUAGAUGCAACAAAAAUAGGAGGCAGCGUUUCAGGCAAGGGUGAGUUGUCACGUGAAGAUUUAGACGAGACAUUCACUCCAUUCGAUCUCAAGAGACUGGAGUCGUACGCAAACAACUUAUUGGAUUACCACGUUAUUUUAGAUUUGGUGCCUGAUAUCUCGGAACUUUACUUCAAGGGAAGACUAUCGGACACCGUUAAGCUUUCGCACGUCCAACUCGCUAUUCUCUUAUCGGUUGGUCUUCAGAGGAAAACUGUGGAGGAUGUGGCUAGAGAGUUGAAUAUAGAGCAAAAUCAAGCUCUAGCCAUGUUUGCCAAAGUUGUCAGGAAGAUAUCUCUUCACUUUGGAGACAUUCUAAAGAAAUCCAUCACCAAGACAUUGCCACCUCUUGAAACAGAGGAGGAAAAGACAGAUGGUUUAGCCAGUGCAGAUCAGGCAGAAUUUGAGAUGGAGCAAGAUCUCAAUACUGCGGGUAAAAAGGCAGUUGAUGAGGUGAAAACCAAACAGAACGAGCUAAUCAAUUCUCUCAAGCUUGACAAGUACGAGAUAAAAGAUGAUUUGGACGACGAAUGGAAUGCAAACAAGCCAGAACUAGCCAAGGCUGCUAAAGUUAAGGGAACUGUGAGUAUAAAGAGCGGAAAAAAGAAGAGAGCCAGAAAAUCCGCCGAAGAAAUAUAUAAGGAAGAGAUAAAUGGUGCACAAGGUGGAAAUAGGAAGAAGAGAAGGCAUCACAAAUAA
Molecule: messenger RNA, 3183 nt
Organism: Brettanomyces bruxellensis
Lineage: Eukaryota; Fungi; Ascomycota; Pichiomycetes; Pichiales; Pichiaceae
Gene: KRE33
Product: killer toxin resistant protein
Exons: 1
Coding region: 1-3183 (1060 amino acids)
Biological process (GO): rRNA acetylation involved in maturation of SSU-rRNA
Cellular component (GO): 90S preribosome; nucleolus
Molecular function (GO): tRNA binding; ATP binding; 18S rRNA cytidine N-acetyltransferase activity
Source: RefSeq, a predicted model, not a curated record